Molecule: messenger RNA, 1974 nt
Organism: Phlebotomus papatasi
Lineage: Eukaryota; Metazoa; Arthropoda; Insecta; Diptera; Psychodidae
Product: cytosolic carboxypeptidase 6
Exons: 5
Coding region: 106-1959 (617 amino acids)
Biological process (GO): proteolysis
Molecular function (GO): zinc ion binding; metallocarboxypeptidase activity
Source: RefSeq, a predicted model, not a curated record
AGAGACAAGUCGAGAAAUUCGUCAAAGAAAAUGAAGUAAAGUUGAAGUAAAAGGAGGAAAGAUUUUCGAGAAGUUAAUUAUUGUGUUUGAGAAGAGUCUUCCAGAAUGGAUGAUAGUGAAGAUAGUGAUGGAGAGGGAGGAUUAGGAAACGUCAGUCGAGUAGUCAUUCGACCACCUGGCCACAGUGGCAAAGCCAAAAGAGGUCAUUUGUGCUUCGAUGCUGCUUUUGAAACUGGCAAUCUCGGACGAGCCGACCUAGUUGGUGAAUUCGAAUAUGAUCUCUUCCUUAGACCAGAUACCUGCAAUCCUCGCUACAGAUUCUGGUUCAAUUUCACCGUAGACAAUGUUAAACAGGACCAACGGGUAAUUUUCAAUAUCGUCAACAUCAAUAAGAAGAGAAAUCUAUUUAAAGAUGGCAUGACUCCUCUCGUGAAGUCAUCAGGACGCCCAAAAUGGCAGAGAUUGUCCAAAUCACAUGUAUUCUACUACAAAUCUCCAAUGCAUCAAAAUAACUAUGUCUUGAGCUUUACUUUUGCUUUCGAUCGAGAAGACGAAGUCUAUCAAUUUGCCCUAGCUCCUCCGUAUAGCUAUUCGCGUUUGCAAUCUUAUCUUUCGGUGUUGGAGACGAAAUUUCCCGAAAAACGUUUCCAGCGAUCAACUCUGUGUCACAGUCUGCAAAAUCGUAAACUCGAACUACUUACGAUUGAUCAUGUGGAAAAACCAGAGAGGAUAGAUAGUAAGAAUAAAUUACGUGUUAUCUUCAUUUUGGCCAGGACGCAUUCCGGCGAAGCUCCAACGUCAUUUGUUAUUCAAGGCCUUAUAGAGUUCCUAAUUGGUAAUCAUCCGAUUGCUCAAAUUCUCCGAUCUAACUUCAUCUUCAAGAUCCUACCCAUGGUUAAUCCGGAUGGAGUGUUUCUAGGCAAUAACCGUUGCAAUCUUAUUGGGCAGGAUAUGAAUAGAACCUGGCAUGUUGCUACGGAGUUUUCGCAUCCUACACUUUGGGCAACUAAGAACCUAUUUAGGGAAUUUGAUCAAUCUGAUUGCUAUCAAAUAGAUUUUGUGAUUGAUCUCCAUGCUCAUGCAAAUUUACUAGGAUCCUUCAUGUAUGGAAAUACCUAUGAAGAUGUCUACCGAUACGAAAGGCAUCUAGUCUUUCCAAAGAUCCUAUCAACGAACGCUGGAGACUGGAUUUCCGAGAAUAUGAUGUUCAAUGCCGAUGACAAAAAGGCUGGCAGUGUUAGGAGAUAUUGUUGUGAGAAACUUAGCGACAACGUCAAUGCCUAUUCCUUAGAGGUCUCCAUGUGCGGGUUCUUCCUCAAAGGUACUCAAACAAUGACCCAAUAUACCGACGACGGAUAUAUGCGUUUAGGGAGGAACCUAGCAAGGACUUUCCUGGAAUAUUAUCGAUUUAUAAAUGUCCUACCCGUACCUCUUGCAUCGGAAAUCCGAUCGAAACGAGGUCGCCCUAAGACCCACUGUGCUAGGGCUCGAUCUAGAAUCCGCCGAGAGGUUCAGACCCGUCCGAAGACUACAAGAACCUACGCUCCAAUUAGCUACAAAGAUCUUUCGGUUUGCUACGACAGUGAUACUUCUUAUGAAGGAUCCCCUAUUCGGAGCACCUACCAUGGAUACGGAUUUGGCACUAGAUCCACUGGGAAUAUCUACUUGAAUCAAGAUCAAUUUUCCCUUUUGCAUAUUCAAUCUUCCAAAUUCAAUACACUUGAUUUUUCCAAUGAACUCCGUCCUAGAGCUUCAACUAAAUCUCCGCCAAGGAUACGCACAGCCUUCAAUAGGAACGACGAUAACGUAACGCUACCUCCUAAGCCUUAUCUUACGAUAAUCGAUUUUAAUCAAUUAACUAGGGGCGGUUUGGAACAAGCUGCUAAAACCAAAGCUGCAUCAUUCGAUUUGCCUAAAUAUCGAUCGUCUAGUAAGGGAAGACUACCUUCAAAACUCUAAAUAAACUUUUUUUUU